Penicillium verhagenii is the source of this 744-nucleotide messenger RNA. RefSeq lists its product as uncharacterized. Bases 1 to 744 code for a protein of 247 amino acids. Lineage: Eukaryota; Fungi; Ascomycota; Eurotiomycetes; Eurotiales; Aspergillaceae. The transcript has 2 exons. The record is from RefSeq and is a predicted model, not a curated record.
AUGGCAUUUGAUUUCGAUGCAGCACGCAUCGAAUCAUUGCCCACAGAUGCCUUUUACAUAUCCGAUUUCAUUUCCGAAGAUGAAGAGGCCCGGUUGAUCUACAAGGUUCAAUCGGCACCUCUCCCACACUGGACUCAUCUGUCUCACCGCCGCCUCCAAAGCUGGCCAUCAACACUUACAAAAUCUGAUACGCUUCUUGCAUCGCCACUACCCUCUUGGCUGGCAGAUCCUGUCAUGGACCGCUUUAACGACCUGGGCGUUUUCACAGACGCUCCGCAUGGCGCGCCGAAUCAUGUUCUUGUAAACGAGUAUCAUCCAGGCCAGGGCAUCCUGCCCCACGAAGAUGGCCCUGCAUACUACCCACUGGUAGCCACUGUGAGCUUGGGCGCGCCUAUUGUUCUUGACUUGUACGAGAAGAAUACUCAUUCUCCUCGAAAUGAUCAUCGCCUUUCAGAAAAUGUGCAACAUCCUGCGACACCACGAUUCCGUAUCUUACAAGAAAGACGAAGUCUUUUGAUUAUGCAAAAAUCCAUAUACACCGACUUCUUGCAUGGAAUCGCCGAAGUAUCUACAGAUAAGGAUCUGGGCUCUCAUUCAAUCUGCAACUGGAACUUGCUGCGAGAACAGAAUACAUAUUGUGCUGGAUGGUAUCCACGGGAGACGAGGACAAGUAUAACCUAUCGAGAUGUACUGAAGGUUGCCAAAAUGGGAGAUACGUUGAAGUUUUUGGGCAGGGCAAGUUGA